AUGGGAGACACUCAAUCUGCGCAACGGGAGAGUAAAGAGGAUGCGGUGGCUGAGGAGCAGAGCAGCCGGGCGGAUGAUGUUCAGACUGAGCAAACUAUUGAGGACACUGACAAUAAGCCUCUCCAAAAUAAUGGGCAGAUCUCUGGGAUGAAGGGGAAAGCAGCAGAAGCUGACGGUCACUGUGAGGAUGAGGUUGUUGUUGUUGGUAGCAUUUGUUUUCUUUCCGCAGACUGUGACACAAGUUCAGCCCUCGUUUCUCCAGAAGAAAAUGUUCCAGAAACAGAGGAACCUCUUAAAGAGGAGGAAACACCAUUAGAAAAUGUUGAGAUAAAUGAGAAGGAAUCACCUGAUGCUGACGAAUCAGAGCCAUCAGAUAUAACUGAAACGGAAGCAAAGCUGAAUGAAAUCAAUGAAGGUUUUAAGAAAUUUUUUAAUAACAUUGGUUUGAAAUUCACUGUUAAGAAAGGCUCAGGUGAGAAGGUUGAAACCGCAUCAGAUGUGCCCAUUGAGACUAAUGAGGGAGAGCCAAGCAGCCCCGAUGAUGUCAAAGAAACCACCAAGGAAACCAUAAGUGAGAAUGCUGAACAGAAUAUUGAUCCAAGCAUGGUAUAUGAGACUGCUGAUAAUGACUCAACAACCUGCCCGACACUGACGGACAUGACAUCAGAAGACCUUCUGGAGAACAUUGAGGAGAAAAACACAGGGACAACAGAGGGCAAAGAGGAAGACGCAUCUGAUAAAGUUGUAGAGGCACUGGCAACCUCAACACCUGUUGGUGAAGAGGAGAAGAUGCCUGAUGAGGAUAAUAUGCCUGAAAAGGAGCUGGAUGCCACAUCUCCCACUGCUGUUGAAGAAGAGGUCAUUUCUCCCAUUAAAAGGUUUUUUACAACUGGAAUCUUUUCUGGUUUACGGAAGAAGAAGAAACCUGCAGACAAUGACAAAGCAAAUGAAAUCAAUGAGACAACUGAGAAAGAUGUAGCUGGGAUAGAGAAACAGGAAGCUCUAGAAAAGACUGGAGAAACUGAACAAGAUCAACAGCAGGUAAAAGAUUUCAGGCCAGAUAUUGAGACAGCUACAGGGGAUUUGGAACAAAAAGAAAAUGUACUUAAAGAGGAGAUCCUCCCUGCAACACGAGACACAAAUCUUUCACCUGAAGGUCCUGAAAUGAGAAAAAAUGCCCCUGAAGAGAAAUCACCCAGUAGGGAACCAUCAAAAGGUGUCAGUGAGCCUGAAAUUCUGAGUUCCCAAGAGAAGGUCAAAGUUCAAGGCAGUCCCUUAAAAAGGCUACUGUCUGGUUCUAGUUUUAAGAAACUCUCCAAAAAGCAGAGAGACAAAAAAUCCAGUGACCAAAAGCUGACUGAUUCUGGUGAGCAACUUGGUGAUCAGCUCUCACUAUCUGCUGAGUCAGCAAAGCAUCAAAGAGAAGAAAGUCCUUUACAAUCCCACGGAGAGGUAGCAGCAGAGGAGGAUGGUACCUGGGCUUCUUUCAAAAAACUUGUUACUCCAAAAAAGCACAUUAAGAAGGCCUCUCCCAGCAAUGAAGAGGCAGUUAUCACAGGCUCAACAGAGGAACCAAAGCCAAGUGACGGAGAACAAAUAUCAGAUGCCAGCACAGAAGAGACGAAGAAAAGAAAAGAUUCAUCUGUCUCAUGGGACGCCUUUUUGUGCGGAUCUGGAAAGAAAAGGAGUAGAAAAACCUCCGACUCUGAAGACGAAACACCCCGAAUUGAGGGAGAUGGGAACAGGUCAGAUGGUGAAGCUAGACACAGUGCUGGUUCACCAAUAGAAUCUUCUAAUGAGGGAGAUGAGCUUGUAGCCUGUUUCCCUGAACAAGCAGAAAGUCCUUCUGAGGGUGAUGGAGGGUCGACAUGGAAAUCACUCAAAAAACUUGUCACCCCAAAAAGGAAAGCCAAAGAUGAGGAGGAAAGCAAAGACAAUAUACCAUCUGAUAGUGAAAGUAAUAAAACCGACUCUUCCUUUUCAAUUAAAAAACUCCUCCCAGGACGAAAAAAGAGAAAACCAACUGAAAAGCAAGAGCAAGGGUCUUCAGAUGAGGCUGACAAAGAAGUAGGGUCAGACGAUGAAGAUUCAGAGACACCAGCUGUGGUUCCCUUGUCUGAAUUUGAUACAUUUGAGAGAGAGGAUCAAGUACAAAUACAGGCAGUCAUAGAAAAUCAUAUGCCCAAAGCAGUAGACUUUGAACCUCAACAGGACCUCGCUGAUCAGAUAACUGAACCGGCUCUCCCUAGUGACAGUCCGCCUACUGAGCCCCAGAAGGUCCAAGGCACUGAUAAUGCCUCAGGAAAUCAGGCAUCUGCAACUCCUGCUUCAAAUGAAGAACAUGAUGACCAAACAGAAUUCAUUAGUAAAUAUCAACAGCUCAGUGACAUCCCCGAGGAGGGCGUAAUUGAGGAGAGUGUUGCCACUCCAGUUUCAUUCACUGAGGAAGCUCCUAGAGAUGACACUAUAGCAGAAGAUCUGAUAGAGUUGACAUCUGAGGCCAUUACUGCACCAGAGCCUGUAGAUGUCACCCUGGCAGAUGAAACUGAGAUGGUCUCUGCUGUUUCUCAGUUGACAGACUCUUCAAAAACAUCUGGCAACACAACGCCAGUCCCAGCAGAAUAUGAUGUCAAAGAAACAGAGACCCUUCUGCAUCAGGUUGUUGAAACCAUCUCUACGACCCCAAAUGCCGAACUUGUAUGCUCAAAUGAAGUAAGAACUGAACAAAUAGUUAGUUCUUUCUCUCCUCAAAUACUUGAAACAGCUGCACAACAAGAAGCAACAAUUUUAACAUUACACCAGACAGUAGAUGCAACUGUGAUAUGCACAGGUGUCACUGCUAAGGAAUUUGAUGCAGUUAAUGUACUUGCUGCAACAGCUCAGAUGGAGAGUGCAUCUGAAGUCAGUGAAGUUAUGUCCACAGAGGCCUUAUCAGAGCUUACUACUGAGGAGUUUGACACUGCUGAAAUUGCUGUAGAUGAAGUAUAUCAGGCCAAUGUCUCAGCAACCCAGAUGGAGAAUUUACCUGAAGUCAAUGAAGGUAUUUCCACAGAGCCCUUAUCUGAGCUUCCUACUGAGGAGUUUGACACUGCUGAAAUUGUUGUAGAUGAAGUAUAUCAGGCCAAUAUUUCACAAGAGAUUUUAAAAGAAUUCAAAAGCAACGAUGAGAUUCAGCCUCUGGCGGAGUGUAUACCUGAAGCAAAUGAAGCUGCGUCCACAGAGCUACUGCAUGAGGAUGAAAAAAUUGGCACAGCCCAAGUCCUCCUAGAUGAGACCAAUCAAGCUGAAACUCAGUCUCCUGAAAUUACAUCUCAUAAAGCAGAUUCAAAUGUGGCUGUAACAGAAAAAAAUGAAAAUGAAAUUGCAGCACAGAUGGGUGAAGAAGCACUGUUACAACAAGAACAGAUCAUAAAGAAUGACACUGAUCAAGUUGAGAUUCAUGAUGAAGUAGUGGAGGAAUUGCAGAAAUCAACAGUUGUUCUAGCAGCCACUUCACAGUUAAAGGAGGAAAGCGUUCAAAUGAUUGAAAAGCCAAUAUUAUCAGAGGACAUCCCAAUAAGAAACACACUUACAGGUGUACCCAAACAUGAAGUGCAUCUCACUGAAGUCAACGUUGAGCAAGAAAAAGAAGGUGAUUUCCAGGUUGUUAAAAUGGAUCCUGCUAAGGUUGAGCAUGUUCCAGUACCAGAAGUAUCAACACAUGGUGUAAAAGAUGCAAUGGUUGAAAAAGAACGUGAGCUACAGGCACAAAGGUAUGUAGAGGAGGGUACUGUUAAGGAAUUUGAAGAGCAACUGAUAUUAGAACAGAUUCCUGAACCAGAAACUGACAUCACCAUUACCUCAGUGAAACCUGAAACAGAGAGUGAGGCUGCAGAAGAACUGGCUCAAACUGUGAAGAUCAAAGAGGUUCAGAUCAUAGAGAACAUCAUAGAGGAUGUCUCACAAGAUGUUAAGGUUGAGGAUGAAGACCACAUUCCUCAAGUGGUUGAUGAGUUACAAACACUGACAGCUGUCAACAUAGCCUCUGUCAAUUUGGAGCCAAAUGGUGUUCAGGUCCUCGAAAAGCAAGUUAAAUCUGAGGACAUUCCAGCACAUUGUGUUGAUAGUGCCAUUGCCUCAGCUGUAGAUGAACCCCUAUAUGAAGCACAUCUCUCUGAAGUCAAUGUUGAGCUAGAACAAGAAGUUGAUUUCCAAGGUGUUACGAUGGAUGCUGCUAAGGCUGAGCUUGUUCCAUUACCAGAAGUAUCAACACAUGAUAUGUAG
This is a messenger RNA of Myripristis murdjan (pinecone soldierfish), 4263 nucleotides long. It is a transcript of the gene akap12a, whose product is annotated as A kinase (PRKA) anchor protein 12a. Lineage: Eukaryota; Metazoa; Chordata; Actinopteri; Holocentriformes; Holocentridae. The coding region runs from base 1 to 4263 and encodes 1420 amino acids. Gene Ontology annotation, cellular component: cytoplasm. The transcript has 4 exons. Gene Ontology annotation, biological process: regulation of protein kinase C signaling; signal transduction. Gene Ontology annotation, molecular function: calmodulin binding; protein kinase A binding. The record is from RefSeq and is a predicted model, not a curated record.